AUGGUCAUGGACUACGCCGAGGGGGGAGACCUCGCUUCAGUGAUCAAGAUCAUGCAGGCCAGAGACGAAAGGCUCCCAGAGGACUGGUCGCGCGCCGUCGCCAAGCAGGUGGCGUCCGCGCUGGCCUACAUGCACUCGGAGGGCGUGAUCCACUGCGACCUCAAGCCGGGCAACACCAUGCUGCUCAGGAAGUUCAGCCUUGGGGAGGCCAGCGAGAUAUUCCCGCACGUCCUGCUCGACUUCGGGCUGGCGGAGAUCUUCGACGGCGAGGAGGCCGCGGGCGGGAAGCCGGCGGUGAAGGGCACGCCGGCCUACCUCGCGCCGGAGGGGUUCGAGGGCCGCCUGACCUGCAAGUCCGACGUGUGGGCGCUCGGCGUGAUGGUCUUCGAGAUGCUGACCAACGAGCGGCCCUUCAGGGGCUCCACCAACGUGUUCAUGCUGUUCUGCCAGGUGGCGAACACGCACCCUCCCCUCGACAGGCUGCCGCAGCUGGCGCAGGACUUUGUCCGCGAGGUGAUGCAGAAGGACCCGGACGACCGUCCUCAGGCCAGUCAGCUGCUGAUCUUCCAGUGGUUCCUCGACCAGCAGAGGAGGCUGACCGCCGGGCUGUCCAAGACCUUCGACCUCGAGACCCUGGGCCACGCGAGCUACUUCCAGCGCGCGGUGAUGUUCUGCAUGGCCGUGGGCCUGGGCGCCAACAACGCCCCCGGCCAGGACAUGGACGGCAUCUUCCACGCCUUCAAGCUCAUGGACGAGGACGAGUCGGGGACACUGACGGUCGACGAGCUGAAGAAGGGGCUCAAGCUGCUCGGCAUCCAGCAGAAUGCGGAGGCGCUGAUGCCCAUCCUGGAGACUAGACAUGAACCAGGACCACUGCGUCUCCUACACGGAGUUCCUGGCCGCCGCUCUGCGGCUGGAGGGCGAGGUCUCCGAGCGCCUCCUGCGCUACGCCUUCAGCCUCAUCCCGGACCAAGACGGGCAGAUAUCCAUGUCGGAGCUCCGCCAGCUGCUGCGCGGCAGGAGGGGGCACGUCUCUGA
Prorocentrum cordatum is the source of this 1038-nucleotide messenger RNA. The record is from the annotation of a GenBank genome assembly. Lineage: Eukaryota; Dinophyceae; Prorocentrales; Prorocentraceae.